This is a messenger RNA of Rotaria sordida, 417 nucleotides long. The record is from the annotation of a GenBank genome assembly. NCBI's taxonomy places the organism in Eukaryota, Metazoa, Rotifera, Eurotatoria, Philodinida, Philodinidae.
AUGUUAACUGUUCAAAAUUUUAUUCUCAACGAUUCAAAUCAAUCAACAUGUGUUGGAAUCAGUUUUAUUUUUGAUCCUACAAUUUUGGCAACAACAACAACAUCCUUCUUAAAUGAGUCUUCAUCAAUAAGUACUAAUAUUGGAAACUUCUCAGCAACUCCAGGUAGUACUUCAGAGGGUCCGCCAAUAUUAGCGAUCAUUUUACCAGCUGUUCUCGUCCCGGUAGUUGGUAUAUUAUUAUUUAUUGCUGGAUAUUUCUACUGUCGACGACGGAAACGUAACAAGAAACCAGGUAAUUAUACCUUAGAACAAGUAUCACCGAGUAAACAAUAUGAUUCUAUAUAUGAUGACAAUACAAACACGUUAGACACCGAUCGUGGCUACAGUGUUUGGCGACCUGUAAAGCAAAAUAUUUAA